Molecule: messenger RNA, 835 nt
Organism: Trichobilharzia regenti
Lineage: Eukaryota; Metazoa; Platyhelminthes; Trematoda; Strigeidida; Schistosomatidae
Source: the annotation of a GenBank genome assembly
AUGCAAAAUCAACAAACUGUUCGACAAAUCUUCGAAAGGGUAGAUCGAAACAGGAAUGGGUAUGUGGAUCACACGGAGCUACAACUGGCAUUGUCAAAUGGUAUAGGAACAACGUUCAACAUACGAACUGUCCAGUUGAUGAUUUCAAUGUUCGACAGAGAUGGAAAUGGAACAAUCGAUGUAAAUGAAUUUAUGUAUUUAUUCAAAUAUGUUCAAGAUUGGCAAGAAUGUUUUCGUCGAUAUGACCAAGAUAAAUCUGGACGUAUUGAUUCCCGAGAACUUCAAUGGGCCUUAUCUUCCUUUGGUUAUAGACUUUCUCCUGCUUUUGUACAAAUGCUUAUCUGUCGAUUCGAUCGCAAUAAAUGUGGGCAGAUUGCUUUUGAUGACUUUAUAUAUGCUUGUGUAUGUCUCCAAGCAUAUGGAGACAGAAGCUUCAAUGACCCAGUUAUUCACUGAAGUUCCAAGUGGCAACAUCGCUGGUGAUGCAUCCAGUUUACGAGUUCCAAAUAGAGUUGUAUUAUUCCCUUGGGUUUUCAGUGGAACAUAGAGUUUCAACAACACUUCUCCACUUUCUUCUAUUUUCUCCUGUCUUCUUCAGCUGGCCAGAUCCACAAUUGUCCAUAAUCACUCUUCUCCUUCUCCCCAACACACGACCUUCUGGAUGUCACCCCCUCACUGACUGCCCACACGUCGCCUCCUACUGGGAUUCCACUCGAGCGAUGGCCUGCAUUGCGUACGAUGUCAUUUGACCGAUGACCUUCUCAGUGAGAUGUAUGCCCGAUACAUCUGUUAUAAUGCUAGAACUUUGUCACGAGGUAACUGCUUAACUACUGAC